This is a messenger RNA of Apodemus sylvaticus (European woodmouse), 888 nucleotides long. RefSeq names its product taste receptor type 2 member 120-like. Gene Ontology annotation, molecular function: G protein-coupled receptor activity; bitter taste receptor activity. Lineage: Eukaryota; Metazoa; Chordata; Mammalia; Rodentia; Muridae. Gene Ontology annotation, cellular component: membrane. Gene Ontology annotation, biological process: detection of chemical stimulus involved in sensory perception of bitter taste; G protein-coupled receptor signaling pathway; sensory perception of taste. The record is from RefSeq and is a predicted model, not a curated record. The transcript has a single exon. Bases 1 to 888 code for a protein of 295 amino acids.
AUGAAUUUGACAGAAUGGAUUGUCACCAGUAUAAUGAUGACAGAAUUUCUCUUAGGAAUCUGUGCCAAUGUCUUCAUAAUGAUAGUGAACUCCAUCAACUCUAUGAGGAGAAGAAAGAUCUCCUUGGCUGAUCGAAUUAUAACUUCUCUUGCCAUCUUCAGAACUGGUUUGUUGUGCGCAAUGUUAAUGAACUGGCAUUCAAAUGUGUUUGCUGCAGAUACGUACAAUUUACAAAUGAGAGCUUUCAGUGGAAUUUUCUGGGCUACAACCAACCAUUUUACCACUUGGCUUGGGACCAUACUCAGCAUGUUUUAUUUAUUCAAGAUAGCCAAUUUUUCCAACCAUCUAUUUCUUCUUCUAAAAAGAAAACUUGACAAUGUUCUUCUUAUGAUAUUCUUGGCAUCUUUUCUGUUUUUUGUUGCAUAUCUUGGGGUACUGAACAUCAACAGGAUUGCUUGGAUGAGUAUUCAUGAAGGAAAUGUGACAAUAAAUAGCAAACUGAAGGGUAUACCAAGCCUCAAAAAUAUGUUUCUCUACUGCGUGAUAAACAUUGUACCAUUUGGUAUAUCACUGACCUGUGUUCUGCUCUUAAUCUAUUCCCUAGGCAAACAUCUCAAGAAUAUGAAAUUCUAUGGCAAAGGAUGUCAUGAUCAGAGCACCAUGGUCCACAUAAAGGCUUUGCAAACUGUGGUCUCAUUUCUCUUGUUAUUUGCCACAUAUUCUUUCUCUGUAAUUAUAUCAGGUUGGAGUUUGCAAAGAGCACCAAACUUCUUAUUUUACAUCACAAUUGGUGCCUUCUACCCAGCAGGUCAUUCUUGUAUCUUGAUUUGGGGAAACCAGACACUUAAACAGGCCCUUCUCUUGUUUCUGAGGCAGAUGAGAUGCUGA